Messenger RNA from Pyrenophora tritici-repentis Pt-1C-BFP, 1962 nucleotides. The record is from RefSeq and is a predicted model, not a curated record. Lineage: Eukaryota; Fungi; Ascomycota; Dothideomycetes; Pleosporales; Pleosporaceae.
AUGCCUUCGCAGCAAGACGCGCAAGGUCCUCCGUCUGGACAAUCCGGGCAAGUAGGUCCUCCAUUUGCCCCACGCAAUGCGGGCUUGGGAGGCACGCCGACUAUCGUUCCUGAUGUGCCUGUCGCCAUUGUCUUUCUUUUGCUCUAUCUGCUGUUUGGUGUCAUUCACAUCAAGAUCUUCAAGAGUAACAAGCAUCGUGGCCACAAGUUCAUCUUCAAUGGCGCCAUACUUGGUCUAUGCAAGAUUCGCAUCAUUACCAUGUCACUGAGGAUAGCAUGGGCAAACUAUCCAAGGAACGUCAGCCUUGCCAUCACGGCAAACGUCUUUGUCUAUGUCGGCACCAUCAUCCUGUACAUGCUCAACUGGUUCUUUGUUCAACGUGUAGUCCGCUCUCUACAUCCUCACCUGGGAUGGUCGACUGCGUACCGCGUCGUCCACAGAGCCGGUCUUGGCGUGUUGGUCGUCAGUCUACUCAUGCUCGUCAUCAGUCAGAUCUGGCAGUUCUACACCACUGACCAGGGAAAACUCGAAGCUUUCCACGACAUGUUUGUGAUUGCUCAGACAUACUUUACUAUUCUCUGUGCUGCCCCGGCCAUUUUCGUGGCCAUUGCACUCAUUAUCCCGCGCAAAGAAAUCGACCCCUUUGGCGCUGGGCGACUGAGGAACAACAUUACGAUCCUCCUAAUCUCAGUAUCUAUUCUUCUAAUCGGACAGGUCUUCCGCUGCGUCUUGGCUUGGAUCCCGGCAAUUCCGUUGAUGGACAUCCAGCGCGGCACUGUCAUCAUGCCUUGGUACCUCUCCAAGGCGGCCUUUUAUUGCUUUAAUUUUCUCACCGAAAUCUUUGUCAUCAUCAUGUUUGCCAUUGUACGCGUCGAUUUACGUUUCUACGUACCCAACGGAGCUCGUAGGUCAGGCGACUACUCCAGGAGUCGCGUCAACCUACAUGGAAGCGAGAAGAACGUAUCAGCUCCUGGCCCGAUGGUCCACCCGCAUAACGGAUCUACCGAGACCCUACAUAACUACCCAUCUUCAGUAUUCGAAGACACCCAGACGUUGGCCGAUUCGCUGCGAUAUCCCCAGUCAACUCUAGCAGUAGACGAGCGGACGGGCAACUGGAAGGUCAAACGCAUAUCAGGUGAUUCCUCACGAAGCCGCCACACGACCAUAUCGUUUGAGGGCUCAUCCUCGCGGACCACGCUUGCGGAACGGAGCUCACGAAACGUCAGAAACGCCCCUCCAGUGCCAGAUAUCCCCGCCGAAUGGCCGCUGCCCGACGAUUCGCCACCGCGAGGCACAAACCGUGUCCUGGAACAUACCAACCGCGCCUCGCACCGCGCCACCCCUCUCAACCAGUCUUACGAGAUCUCACACCACCAGUUGAACGACGCGGACGUUGGCGAUGCCGUGACAAACGCGCUCAACAAUCUUGAGAGUAAUAGCGAAAACCGGCCUCCCCCCACACCGAACUGGGAACGCAUUCCUGCGCAGACUGAGAAAAGCCAUUCUCGAUCGUCGUCCCGUAAUUCGAAUAUUCGGCAUUCCCUCCCCCUGCAAACUACCCUCCCCCGCACCCGCACAAACAGCACACCAGCACCACCAACCCGCGCACCCCCCGCCCCAAACCCCUCCUCUAACCUCCCCCUCCGCCAACCCCCAGCAAGACUAUCCCCCCAACCCCCAAUGGGCAGCCCCAGUCUAGAAAUAAUCUCUCUCCUCAACCGCAUGAGCGGCGACCACUCGCGCUACAUGGACGCCUCCCUCCAACGCGACCAAGGUUCCAUGUCCCCCGAGUCCUCAGACGGGAGUUCCUACGGCGGACACUUUGGUCAUGACCGUGACCACGAAAAGGAGCGUAGUGGAAGUGCAAGUUCGGCUGUGCCCAGACGGCAGAGUAGCUCAAAGUAUAGUAGUGAUGAGUGUUGUGCUGUGUCGUCUGGGAGUAGUGGGAUGGUUUUUGGAUAG